This is a messenger RNA of Macroventuria anomochaeta, 3835 nucleotides long. RefSeq lists its product as uncharacterized. The record is from RefSeq and is a predicted model, not a curated record. Lineage: Eukaryota; Fungi; Ascomycota; Dothideomycetes; Pleosporales; Didymellaceae. Bases 13 to 3522 code for a protein of 1169 amino acids. Gene Ontology annotation, cellular component: cytoplasm. Gene Ontology annotation, molecular function: protein-folding chaperone binding; ATPase inhibitor activity. The transcript has 2 exons.
CCGCUGCCAGACAUGAUCGGCCAGUUCUUCAGCAGCCGCAAAGGCAACCACCCCGCCAGCAGCCCCGCGCCCACGACGACGCUCGACUCUGCCACCGAGGAGUCGCACACCCGCCAUCUGCUGUACCCGGACAGCAGCACCCUCUUCCACCCCGAUGGCCAGCCGUACCCGCUGCACGCCGCACCGCUGACGCCCGGCACCGGCCACGACGGGCCUCUCCCUGAGAUCGACCUCGAGUUCCCGCGCGACGUCCGCAUCAUCAUCGCCCAAGAUGACUUCGCACACAUGGCCAAGACGGUGCUGUUCGACAGCAAGCCAGGCCCGCCGCGCGCCGAGUCGCCCACACUGCCUCACACCCGCGCACGAGCCUUCGACGGCACCAAUGCCAUGUCCGCCAGCACAGCAGGGCCGACCUUUGGGGGCCUACACGCCCGCCGAACUUCGCUCGUCGCAGAAGCGACGCCCAGGUCGCCCACCGUGGGCAGUUUCACGCGCACGCGCACGCGCGGCUCCUCCAUAUCGUCCAUGCCGAACAUCGACGAACAUGCCCAGAUCCAGGCACAGGCCCAGGCACGCGCCAGAGAGUCGUCCGACCUAGUCAACACCUGCCUCGACUGCAUGUUCGGCAGCACGAGCAUGACCUACCGCGGCAACUCGAACAAGAUGCACAUUGUGCCGCUCGAGACCAAGCCAGAGCCUGCCGUGCUGGGGCCUAGCAUGCACGACCUGUCAGGCUCACUGGGACGCGGCGACGGCUUCCGCAGGAGGAGCAACCUGGCCAAGUCCUUCACGCCCUCGAACCUACCCACCGACCUUCCACGUGCCGACUCGAGCGAGAAUGUGUCCAAAGAACCAAAGCGCCGAACCAUCUUCAUCACACGCAUGUUCUCUGUCCCCAGUCCAGACGACAGCUUCGACGUCCGUACACCGACACAUGCGUCCAGCGCGCAGCCUCAGGGCGGCGGCGGCUUCCCGUUUCCACAGGCAAACGCCAAAGCUGACCGGCGCGCAGGAUGGGCGUUUAUCGACUCGAACCUUGGCGCCGAUUCGCUCGUCUCGUCAGCAUUAAGCAGCCAUGUCGACGAUCGCGUUGACGUCGUUGGCCAGCAUUGGGACGUCAUCAUGCGCGCCCUCACCAGUUUACAGCAUGUGGUUCGAGAGCGCAUCUCUGCCCACUACAAGACGCCGGUCGCAAUGUCACCGCCUGACCAGCCCCAACACCGCCGAGCGCCGUCCCGAGCCAGCGUUCGAGAAGGCCCUCCCCAGCUAGGACGCAGACCGCCUCUGCGGCUGCAGCCCAAUGCACUUAUGCUGGACAAGGAGAUACAAGCUGCGGCAGAGCUGACUGGCAAUCGGGUGGUCAGUGGCAUGCGCAUACCUCGAGCCAUGACAGGUCAGGGCAAGUGGGGAGUCUGGCGAGAAGAAGCGAGGUGGCUCGGACGAUGGGCUGGCCGGCGCGAGCAGAAUUUCUUUUUCUUCAAUCUGCUCACGGCCUUCCUUGGAAACCACACCGAAUGGCUCAGUCUACUAGGCCCCAAAUGGGCUCGCAAGCGCCAUCGGGAACAGCAGAAGGCUACUGUUGGAGAGAACAUCGUGAUUUCGAAUCGCACUGUCAUAGUGUCCCCAGACAAGAUGGCAGCACGGAGAUUGAUCUUCCUCCUUGCCGCCUUUCUGCCUCCGAACUCACCUGUGAUCGGCGAUGCCGUCAAUAUAGUGCGACCGGGCACCUCUGCUUCGCUCCGAGCAUAUUCGCAGUCUCCGCCGACCAAUAUGCCUCCAUCGAGAAAACAGUCGUUGCGGCGCCAAAUCAACAGGCGGCCACGAGAUCAGCAGAGUAUGACCAACAUGCGAUUACAGCCGCCCACAUCCACUAAGACGGACGCAGCCUCUGCCGGUACUUCGCACCAACGCUCUGUAUCAGCAGUCGUUGAAGCUUCAGAUGCUAUGAAACCUCCAACGCACUCUCGGAGGUCUUCAACACACUCGAUACGCACAAGCCUCGUGAUCCCCUCGAUGUCUGAGGGUGCUGCUCCUGGCAAGAAUGCUGUCGUCUCACCAUCAACUGCUGCAUCUCAGAGCGCGAUCCCCAUUGCACACUUCACGCUACCCAGAACGAGAGCUGGCGGGCCAAUCACCGACUAUAGACCAGAGAGCAGCGAUAGCUUAGCAUCAGCGAACCUGAUCAACACCUUGCAGAGAAGCGGGACUGGACAAACCAGCCUGGCUAGCAAUGACUCGAGCAAUAAUAGCCGUUGGAGCGGGUUUAUGAACUUUUGGAGUGGUGGAAGUCGCGACUCCUCAACAGACGGCAGUAGCUAUCUCCAGACCACAGAUGACGGCGUCGGGUUUCGCGGGCAAGAACGGCCACGAUCGCAACUUGAACAGAUGGUGCAGGAGCUCUCGAUGGACGACGGCGUCUUCGAGGAGGGAGAACCUUACGAUACCCCAGGCACCAGCGCGAAUUUCACAGCAAAGAUGUCAUCCGAUGCCUAUCCAGUUGGCACCUCAAGCGGCGUCCCUGCCUCAGCAGCACGCCCCAUUCCUGAGCGCCCAAAGACAUUCGAGACGCAACUUAAACUCUCUGUGAACGAGAAAGACGGCGUAAUAGAUGUCGACAUCGCUCUCCCCGACUUUGGCUCGCCCCUUCAGUCUCCCCUCUUUGGCGGCGCAGGCUCAGUUGGCAGCCAGCACGGCUCCAGCUUCGGCGAGUCCUCUAUACUCUCGAUGCCGUUCAACGAACCCGAACAACCCGUCAACGCAGCAGGUUGGCUCUCCCAAUUCCACCCCGACUUCGCCAUCCAAGCCAUCAAGCCCUACGCCACGCUCGAGCGGGACAUCAAGCGCGCUAUGUCUGCCGAACCAACACCCAUCACCUUGGCCACAACACCUUCCGUCGAAACAGGGCCCAUGGAGCGCUGGAUCGACGUCUGCUCCGCGCUCGUCGCCGACACCCGCACCUUCUCCAUCAAACGCCUCUCCCUCCGCCGCCUCGUCCGCCUCAUCCCCGCCCCAACAUACCAACCCACCGCCCUGACACCCGGCGUAGCAGGUAUGCCGCCCGGCCGCUCACAAUACGGCAACCCCUACACUUCGUCUUCUGUGGCUCCAAUGCCGACGGAGAUCCACCUUGCUGAGAAAUUCGACGAAGAAGCGAUCAUGGACUUCGACGCCGUGCUCAUCGAAGGCAUCGACCGUGUGCUCGCGCGCUCGGGCGACACCACACGCGCGAAUUCGAACCAGUCCUCGCGGUCGAGCUCAAGACGUGGGCGCAGGAAUACGGGAGUGGAUUCAGAUGUAACAGGUAUUGUUGGGGGAACGCAUGUCGAAGUGCCGCAAAUGGAUUGUAAAGGAGUGAUUUUCGAUGCGUUGGAGACUGUAGUGAAGAAUGUUACGGCGGAGAGAAGUGGCGGGAAGGAGGGACAUGUGGGGGAGGAGAAGAGUGUUAGGACGGUGGACCAGAGGACGUACACGGAUAGUAGUUUGAAGGAGGGGGUAAGAAGGUGGUUGUCUGAAGUCGAAUGAAGGGAGACCUCGGAUGAAUUUGUGUACAAUAGGUAGUUUUGCUUCUCUUGCUGCGUUUUAGCGUUGCUUUCGGUUGUUCUUGGACAUUGAGGGGAGGAUGAUACCUGGUGACGGACGGGUGCGUUCGUCGCCUUAGUCGGAUGGUGAGGAAUACAAUGAAAUUCAGAUGGUACAUCGACCAUGUGCAAACCCAUCUGUCCUGUCUAUGGUCAACAGCCACGUGCUGGCGUGAGCGAGCUGCGACCGCACAAUGGCGUGGAGAAGAUGGGCAUGAAAGGUCUUCGAAAACUUGUAUUGCUGGAUCUACGAAGAU